Molecule: messenger RNA, 1886 nt
Organism: Linum tenue
Lineage: Eukaryota; Viridiplantae; Streptophyta; Magnoliopsida; Malpighiales; Linaceae
Source: the annotation of a GenBank genome assembly
AAGUACUCCUAUAUAGGCCUUACAGCCAUGGCCACUUCUCCUUUGAGUUCCUUAUUGCUCCUUACUAUUGUGAUCUUGUUACUUGGACAAGGUGGUGUGCAUAAGAUUGAAGCUUCCCAUGAGGUAUACAAAGGCUACCAAAGUCUUGAAACAAUACCUCCCAAAUUCCAGCCAUAUCGAACGGGCUUCCACUUUCAACCUCCAAGGAACUGGAUUAACGGUUUUGCAGGACCAAUGGUUUACAAAGGAAUCUACCACUUGUUCUACCAAUACAACCCUAAAGGUUCGGUUUGGGGCAACAUUGUUUGGGCCCAUGCAACCUCCAAAGAUCUAGUCAACUGGGAACUCCAACCGGUUGCACUCUCCGCAGCCGAACCAAACAUGGACAUUAACGGCGCUUGGUCUGGUUCGGCCACAAUCCUUCCCGGUGGCAAACCGGUCAUUCUCUACACAGGAGUCAACUCAAAGAACCAACAAGUCCAAAACGUAGCCGUACCCAAAAACACAUCCGACCCAUACCUCAUCGAGUGGACCAAACCACCCCAAAACCCUAUCAUGUCACCCACAACCCAGAACCAAAUCAAUUCCAGCUCAUUCAGAGACCCAUCGACCGGAUGGUUAGGCCCCGAUAACAUAUGGAGGGUAGUCGUCGGAAGCAAAAUCGGGAGACGGGGUGUGGCGAUUUUGUACAAGAGCAAAGAUUUCGUGAACUGGGUAAAGGAUGAGAAGCCAUUGCAUUCGGCUCACGGGGAUGGAAUGUGGGAGUGCCCUGCCUUCUAUCCGGUUUCUGUAGGAAAUCGAAACAGCGUGGACACUUCGAAGAGCAGUCACGAUUUGAACGUAAAAUAUGUGCUGAAAAUGAGCUUGGACGAUAUUAAGCACGAUUACUACACGGUCGGGAGCUACAGCUACCAUACGGAUGUUUACACACCAAACAAAGGGUCGAUUGAGAAUGGGUUUUCAGGGUUGAGAUACGACUAUGGCAAGUUAUACGCAUCGAAAUCGUUCUACGAUGGUGAGAAGAACCGCAGGGUGUUGUGGGGGUGGGUGAACGAGUCUUCGAGUGUCGAUGAUGACGUCAAGAAGGGCUGGUCUGGAGUUAUGGCGGUUCCAAGAAGAAUAUGGUUGGACAAAUCUGGAAAACAACUCCAUAUAAAUCCAGUUCAAGAAAUAGCUAAGCUUCGUGUUAAUCCAGUGAACUUGCGCAAUCAUGUCCUCAAACCUUCAUCGUUACUAAAAGUCCACAAUAUCACAGCAGCCCAGGCAGAUGUGGAGAUCGCAUUUGAAGGAUUAGACUUGAGCAAAGCAGAAGUGUUAGACCCAAGCUGGAUAAGCAAACCACAGGUGCUCUGCAACCAAAACGACUCAUCAGUUGGAGGAAGUUUAGGCCCAUUUGGGUUGAGGGUUUUGGCUUCCAGAGGCAUGGAAGAGUACACCUCGGUGUUUUUCAGAGUCUUCAAGAAGUACACGAAAAGCAACCAACACAUGGUGCUAAUGUGCAGUGACCAAAGAACGAUUGCAAUGCAUAUCCCUUUCAGGUCUUCCCUUGAUAAGGAUGUUGACAAAUCGAAUUACGGCGCAUUCGUAGAUGUGAACCCAGCUCACGAAAAGCUGUCAUUGAGAACCUUGAUCGAUCAUUCUAUAGUAGAAAGCUUUGCAGCAAAGGGGAAGAGCUGCAUAACAUCAAGAGUUUAUCCCAAAUUGGCGAUAAACAAGGCUGCCCAUUUGUAUGCUUUCAACGAUGGACUUCAGAGUGUGAAGAUAUCAAGAUUGAAUGCUUGGAGCAUGAAGAGUGUUCAAAUCACUGGAAAGCAAUGACAGACGUAUGGAAGUUUAAGAACAGACUAUCCUUUCACAAACCAGUCCUUUUCAACUUGUUUUGUAAU